Sparassis crispa is the source of this 837-nucleotide messenger RNA. RefSeq lists its product as hypothetical. Bases 1 to 837 code for a protein of 278 amino acids. NCBI's taxonomy places the organism in Eukaryota, Fungi, Basidiomycota, Agaricomycetes, Polyporales, Sparassidaceae. The transcript has a single exon. The record is from RefSeq and is a predicted model, not a curated record. Gene Ontology annotation, biological process: canonical NF-kappaB signal transduction.
AUGGUCUAUGCGAAGCUGAGCAGCACCAAAACGCGCGCCGCCCCAAGCGCGAAGGUUCGCUCAAGCCCGCCAACCCAGCCUUACGUGCCGCCGCCGUAUCACAUAGGUUACUUCGCGUUUCCGCCAGUGGCCAAUGUCGCUGGGAAAGGCCGGCCCGGAAACCCAUCUUUCAUGUUCUCGUUCUAUGACGACCGCAAGGCCCGCGAGGAGCAGGCACGCGCCGCGCGCGAGGAGCAAGAACGCGUCGCGCGCGAGGCACGCGAGGCUGAGAUACACGCGAAGGAGCGGGCCUGGGAAGAGCGCUGCCGGCGGGCAGCGCAGGCGCGUGAAGAGCAGCUCGCACGCGAGCGGGCGGAGGCUCUGAAAGGUGAAAUGUGGUGGGUCCGCUUCGGCUUCUAUUUGCUCGACGAGCGCGGGCAUAAAUUGGUCGAGCGCACCGAGGCGCUGCGCGCGGAGGUCCGCAUCCUCGACGAGGAGACGCGGCGGCUGACUAUGUGGAACGCGUACGAGUCUCGCUGGCGAGAGUUGUUCGCGUCGAGCACACCUGUGGCCUUCAAGGACGUCCCGUGGCCCCUUCCCGCCACACUCUCCUCGGUCGAUGAGCUCGCAGACUCCGAGGCGGCGAUUGAGGAGUUCAUCUUCGCGACGCUCAUCGUCAGGACUAACACGGUGACCCGACGGGAGAGGCUGAGGGCGUCUUUACUGCGGUGGCACCCUGACAAAGUGUCAGCGGUGUUCGUAAGGGUUGUGCCGGAGGACAUGGAGGCCGUCCGCGACGGCAUCAACACAGUAUUCAGACACUUGAAGGCAUUGCAGGACAAGGAGAGGCAAGUAUAA